GCCCUACGAAGACAAUCAAAGGGUCCGCCCAUUCACUUCCUUCGAAACACCGCCGCAGCACAGAACUCGCAGCUCACGUUGGGGUGUAGACGCACGUGCUCGCACGCCAUGACUACUCCAGGGAUUCGUUCAUCUACGGCGUGCGGGCUACUCCUAAUCUGUUUCAUCGCAGUUUACCACGUGUUACCGGCGACUGCCGCGGAAAAGCCACCCGGUCAGGGUCUACAGUGUGAUGGAUGCGUUGCGAUCCUGCAAGAGCUGCACCCCAAGCUGUCGGCAAGCCAGGGCCGUAAGCGACUCGUGGAAGGCGCGCUGAAGAACCUGUGCAACGCGGACAACUUCGUCGUCUACAGGCACAGCCCUCCCAAGAUGCUCAAGGCCUGCAACUUUAUCCUCGAUAACUACCGGGAUGAGCUGACGUCCAGCCUGCACAACUUUUACAAGAAGUACAAGGUGAAGGACAACCUCAAGCUGCAGGCGGAAUUCUGCGAUGAGACUAUCAAGGUCUGCCCACCAGGAAUGCGGGACGCGGACAUUAGGAUGAAUCCCAUUGGCAUGAGCGUCGAAGAAGCCAACGAGAAGCUGGCUCAAGGCAUCAAUGGCAAACAAGAGAGGGUAAUCGAACUUGACAACGAGCGGGUCGAGCUAUGAUCGACAUGAUGAUCGACAAGGCAGUCGACAACCACUUGCUACACAGUGAUCUUGCACAGCUUGAGGCUACAAAUCCGAAAUCUGUGAUCCUAUGUUGUACCUCACACCUGUGGUCGUUUCAUCAACAAAUGUAUCCCAUUAAA
This is a messenger RNA of Rhipicephalus sanguineus (brown dog tick), 794 nucleotides long. RefSeq lists its product as uncharacterized. The coding region runs from base 109 to 651 and encodes 180 amino acids. The record is from RefSeq and is a predicted model, not a curated record. NCBI's taxonomy places the organism in Eukaryota, Metazoa, Arthropoda, Arachnida, Ixodida, Ixodidae. The transcript has 5 exons.